CAUCCCUGCCGCUGGAGCCUGCUCAGUGGCUGGGAUUUGCAGCACACUGACUCUGGAUGUAGCCAGGGUGGCUUUCUCCAGCUGGGAUGCAGGACUUGAGCAGAAACUCACUGGUAGCUUCUUCGCUGCGUGAGCGCCGACUGAGUCCCAGGUCCCCCAUCUUCCCUCAGGACACUGUGCACAGUGCCUGAUCUUGAACAGCCAUGACGAUGGAAGUACUCCCCAAGGCCCUGGAGGUAGAUGAGACGUCUCCAGAGUCUAAGGACCUGCUGCCCAGCCAGACAGCCAGCUCUCUGUGUAUCAGCUCCAGAAGUGAGUCUGUCUGGACCACCACCCCCAGGAGCAAUUGGGAAAUUUACCACAAGCCCAUAAUCAUCAUGUCAGUGGGUGCUGCCAUUCUGCUCUUUGGUGUGGCCAUCACCUGUGUGGCCUACAUCUUGGAAGAGAAGCAUAAGGUUGUGCCAGUUCUCAAGAUGAUAGGGCCUGCCUUCUUAUCCUUGGGGCUCAUGAUGCUGGUGUGUGGGCUGGUGUGGGUACCCAUCAUCAAAAAGAAGCAGAAGCAAAGGCAGAAGUCCAACUUCUUCCAAAGCCUCAAGUUCUUCCUCCUGAACCGUUGAUGGUAAUCUGACCGGAAGAUCUGCUGACCAGCAUCCAGACUCCUAAUCUUCUAUGUCGGGUACCACCAAGCUGAUCCAGGCAAACCUUCCUCUUGGCCCUAAGAGUAGGACAGAGCUCAGGGCUUCACCCUCACACAACCUAGCAGUGUUGCUGGCUGAGUCUCACCUGGUUUCUUCAUCACUGUUGAUACUCUCUCGGAUAUUCUCAAUAUUCUCAUCCCUGGCACCUGCAUUUAGCCAUCAUCCAUCCCACUCUCUCUGACAGGGACAGUGCAUGCUG
Molecule: messenger RNA, 897 nt
Organism: Phodopus roborovskii (desert hamster)
Lineage: Eukaryota; Metazoa; Chordata; Mammalia; Rodentia; Cricetidae
Gene: Pirt
Product: phosphoinositide interacting regulator of transient receptor potential channels
Exons: 2
Coding region: 204-617 (137 amino acids)
Biological process (GO): phosphatidylinositol-mediated signaling; positive regulation of cation channel activity
Molecular function (GO): phosphatidylinositol bisphosphate binding; transmembrane transporter binding
Source: RefSeq, a predicted model, not a curated record